Brassicogethes aeneus is the source of this 658-nucleotide messenger RNA. The record is from the annotation of a GenBank genome assembly. NCBI's taxonomy places the organism in Eukaryota, Metazoa, Arthropoda, Insecta, Coleoptera, Nitidulidae.
GUUAUUUAAAAUGAGUUGUGAAAACGAAUUAUUAUGUUCUAUGAAACGAAUUAAGUAAACUAUAAAGAAUUAAGAAUAUUAAGAAAAGCAUCCCGAAUUUUCGUAGUAAUAUCGUAAAAAAUGCCGUUUAUGAAGGGCGCAGCUCCUAUAAGGAGAACUCUGAAAUACUUGGAGGCCGGUUCUUUGGUUUUAAAAGAUCAAAUCAAGAUAUUCACGAUUAAUUAUAACAUGGGUGGAAAAAAUCAUCAUGGGGCCAAAGAUUUUGUGUUUUGGUACUUACCGCAAAUACAGUAUAAAAAUCCUACGGUGCAAAUUUCGACUUUUAAGAGUAUGACUCCUACACCAUUUAUUAGGUGUUUUUAUGAUAAUGGGACACAAAUGUUAAUAGAUGUUGAUAAUAGAUCCAAAGAGGAAAUACACACUCACCUUUUAGAAGUUGUUGGGAAAACAAAAGAAGUUUUGGAAGCUGAAGUGAUAGCAAAAGAAAAGAAAGAUAAUCCUGCCAACUUUGGGCCUCACUGUGAUAGACAUUGUAUAUGUGAAAUACCCGGGCAAAUACCAUGUCCUGGUACAUGCCCAUUACCCAAAAUAAUGAGGGGCAAGUAUAAAUAUAACAAAGCUGAGAUGUAAAUAUAUAGGUAAUAAAUAUUAAUUAGGA